Rubroshorea leprosula is the source of this 1766-nucleotide messenger RNA. Lineage: Eukaryota; Viridiplantae; Streptophyta; Magnoliopsida; Malvales; Dipterocarpaceae. The record is from the annotation of a GenBank genome assembly.
GAGUCAAAGAUAAAGCUUGUGGGUCCUACCCCGAAAGUGUUUCUUUCCUUAUUGCUCUUUCGGGUCUUCUCCUCCCUUCAGUUCUUUUGUCGUUUAUUUCUUAUUGAAGCUUUCGGUUUCCUUCAUCCCUGUUUGCCACUUUAUCCCUUCCAGUUUUGUUGCCACACACGUUAAACCACUCCGGCGGAAGUUAGGCAGGAUAUUCUCACAAGAAACCAGCGACCUUUCGUUUUCAGAAAUUCGACAUGCUCGCCGACUGUGGGUCUUCCUGUCCCUACGAUAAUGAAUCGUCUACGUCUCCUUACACAAAGUCCCCAUGGACCCAUCAUGCCCACAGCAAUUCUGCUCCCGAGAAGGAGAACCACAUUCCUUAUAACGUGCUUAUGGGUUCGCUACUACGUGAAGAGGGCCACAUAUAUUCCCUGGCGGCUGACGGUGACUUGUUAUACACGGGUUCCGACAGCAAGAACAUCCGGGUCUGGAAGAAUCAGAAGGAAUUUUCAGGAUUUAAAUCCAACAGUGGAUUGGUUAAAGCAAUAGUCAUCGCCGGAGAGAAGAUUUUUUCGGGUCAUCAGGACGGGAAGAUCAGGGUGUGGAAGGUUUCCGGUAAGAACGAGAGUGCGCACAAGCGAGUCGGAACGCUACCCUGUUUGAGAGAUCUUCUCAAAAGCUCCAUUAAACCGAGCAAUUACAUAGAAGUCCGGCGACGUCGCGUGCUCUGGCUCAAGCAUUUUGACGCCAUUUCGAGCCUUAGCUUGAACGAAGACAAAACUCUGCUUUACUCUGCUUCCUGGGACAAGACGUUCAAAGUGUGGAGAGCGUCAGGUUCGAAAUGCUUGGAAUCCAUUAAAGCUCACGAUGACGCCAUAAACGGCAUCGUCGCCGGAUUUGAUGGUUUGGUAUUCACAGGCUCUGCUGAUGGAACCGUCAAGGUCUGGCGGAGAGAAUUCCAGGGGAAGGGAACCAAACAUUUCUUCUCCCAGACUCUGUUGAAGCAAGAAUGCGCGGUGACAGCAUUGGCGGUGAACCCUAACGCCACCUUCGUUUACUGCGGUUCCUCCGACGGGCUGAUUAAUUUCUGGGAACGGGAAAAACAUCUGUCACACGGCGGGGUUUUGAGAGGCCAUAAAUUGGCGAUUCUGUGCCUGGCAACUGCGGGGAAUCUUGUUUUCAGUGGAUCGGCAGAUACGGGUAUCUGCGUGUGGAAAAGAUUGGGAAGCGAACAUUCUUGUCUCUCGGUAUUAACAGGGCAUACAGGGCCCGUUAAAUGUUUGGCGGUGGAGGAAGAUAAGGACGCGAUCGCUGGUGAAAACCGGUGGAUUCUGUACAGUGGCAGCCUGGACAAGUCGGUGAAGAUGUGGCGGGUGUCGGAGCAGGCACCGCCAAUGAUGCAAAACCAAUACCAGCAUUAUAAUACUACGGAAAGCCACCGUGGACGGCCCUCAUUGCAUUCAGCUCCUAGCUUUUCUUCUCUGAGCAAAGUACUUAGCCAGAGAUCGAAGUAAUGAAGGGAAAUACUGCUGCAUGCAUGCGAUGUUGCACUAAAGCUGAUCUAUGAUUUGAGAUUUGAGAAAUGUACAUAUGAAUAACAAAGAUUAAUUACUGCCUUGGAGUGAGGAGAAUUCGUGAUGAGAAAGCUCACAUGGCAAAAGGACCAUAAAAAUUCGGAACUCUUUGGAAUUUUGUCUUAUGUUUUCUUUUCUGUCGUGUGCAAGGGACAUCUUAAUCUUAAAAAAUAAUAAUAAUAAUAAAAGCAGGAACAUCUU